Molecule: messenger RNA, 319 nt
Organism: Staurois parvus
Lineage: Eukaryota; Metazoa; Chordata; Amphibia; Anura; Ranidae
Source: the annotation of a GenBank genome assembly
AUGUCUUCCAGAAAGUGAAGUGGGGGAGGUGCAACAGGAAAGGGCACUAAUGUACCACCGCCAGGUCCUGAGGAACCUACCCGAAGGUCUGCUGUAUAAUGCUCUCCUGAUAGACCAGAAGCAACUGGUUAGCCAGAGCUGCUGCAUCUAUCUGGCAUUGUUGCUUCUGCCUCAACAUCUCAGCAUAUGUAACCAAGGAUGAUCUUGCUUCAGCCUUAGUGGGUUUAGAAGAUAAGAUCACUGGGAUGAUUGCAUUGGUUUCUCAGGGGACUAGAACCACCAAUCCUGGAGCAGGAAUGGGUGGAGGAUGAGGAAGAGC